UCGAUCAGCCAAAGCAUCGAUCAGCCAAAGCAUCGAUCGCAGCCGUCGGCAUUCCCCUUUUUCCGGCUAUCAGCACCGCCAUUACCAUCAACACCAGCAGAGCCAAACCACAUAUUCCAAGUUCUCUCAAUCUCCUCGUGAAAACAUGAGCUCUCCUGCACGCAGCGAGGACAGCUUUGGUCGAGCCCGUCGUCCAGACCGAUCCCAGUCUCCCGUCUCCCGGUCGCAUCCAAGGAGCCAGAGCCCCGAUCGCAACCGUCCAGCAUCUUACGAGAACGGAAGCAAGCCAGAGAAUCCAUCCGAUGCAUAUCGACAGCAGCUCGAUCGGUUCACCAACCGCGAACGCCAGCUCAACAUUGGCCGAGAGUCUGGUCGUCCAGACCGCCCAGACCGUCCUUCGUAUGGUUCGCGGCGACGCGACGACUCAUGGGUUCGAGAUCGUGAUGGAGGCCGAGAGGCUCGCGAUGGUGCACGCCAGGCUGAUGACCGGCGAGACAGUCAAAGUCAAGACAUGGGCCAGGAUCGAGAUCACAACCGUGACCGCGACCGGGGACGAUACUACGAUCGGGACUCUCGACAGUAUAGGGGCCAAGAUCGGGACCGAGACCGAGACCGAGACCGGGACCGAGACUGGGAUCGGGACAAGAAUCGAGAGAGUUAUCAGGCCCGCGACCGAGACCAAAGCAGCCACUGGGACAGGGCCCCCAAGCUCGAGGGCCGGCCCGGCGAAAGCUAUGUCGAAACUCGCAACAGAUACCGCGAAGAGAGCAAGGUGUCGAUAUGGCCCACAUCGCCUGAGCUUGCCCCCAAGCGCGAUCCCUCGCCGGUCUCGCGCAAGUCCAAGUCCCGGACUGAUCGCGACUCGGACGCAGGCUCAGACUCGGAGGCUUCUGAAAAGCAUCACAAGUCAAAGAAGCGCUCCAAGUCAUCGAAAUCAUCGUCCAAGAAACACAGCAAAAAGUCCGACAAGAAAAAGAAGCACUCCAAGAAGCGCGAGCGCACGCCGUCACCCACACCGUCCGCGUCGUCCGCUUCAUCGCCAUCGUUUUCGCGCUCGCCUUCGAUCGAGCGAUCGACACAGGAUCAGCAACUGAGGGCCCCCGAUUCGCAAAGCAGACCGGAGCUCAACAAGCUCGACGCUGCCGCGGUCGAAGAUUACUGGAAGGAGCGCGAAGUGCAAUCCACCGGUGAUGGUAUCGUGGGACCCGUCCCGCUUCCUGAAACCGAAAUCACUUUGACCGAGCGCGAUUAUGGUGGCGCUCUGCUUGCCGGCGAAGGUUCGGCCAUGGCCGCCUAUCUGCAGGCCGGAAAGCGUAUCCCUCGUCGUGGUGAAAUCGGGCUGACCUCGGAUGAGAUCCAGCAAUACGAAGAUGUUGGAUUUGUUAUGAGCGGUAGCCGCCACAAGCGAAUGAACGCAGUUCGUAUUCGCAAGGAAAACCAGGUCAUCAGCGCCGAAGAAAAGCGAGCUCUUUUGAUCUUCAGCCAAGAACAGAAGCUCAAGAAAGACGCCGAGAUCAUAAGUAACUUCAAAGAGAUGCUCGCGCAAAAGCUUCAAGGAUCCCGGAAGGAAGAGAGCUAGUUCACCAUCGUGUUGUCCAAGAUACACGGAGAAGGGAUUAUCGAGCUUCCUAUGGUCGCAACGACACCAAACACCUGUUCCGACGUCGAAUUGCCGCACCACCACCAACACAGGCGCUGCGCUCUCUCGCAUGCGUGUAUGCACACGGCAACCCCAUGUCAACGACGGUGGAUUCGUAUGCUUCGUGGCCAUUUGACGGAUUCUGCUCAAAUCGAGACUGCAUGGAUAUCUGGUGCCUGCUAUUUUUGAUGGGUCGCAUUCACUUCGCGGUUGAACAUUGUCAGCCGUAAGAUCUCGGUGCAGCCAUCUAGUGUCGUCGAUGGCGAUUGCGAUAAACAUGUAUAUUCGGACUCCCGCGAGU
This is a messenger RNA of Polychytrium aggregatum, 1940 nucleotides long. Its product is annotated as ras-induced vulval development antagonist-domain-containing protein. Gene Ontology annotation, biological process: regulation of gene expression. Gene Ontology annotation, molecular function: chromatin binding. Bases 146 to 1579 code for a protein of 477 amino acids. NCBI's taxonomy places the organism in Eukaryota, Fungi, Chytridiomycota, Chytridiomycetes, Polychytriales. Gene Ontology annotation, cellular component: nucleus. The transcript is spliced from 6 exons. The record is from RefSeq and is a predicted model, not a curated record.